AUGCCUUUACCGCCUGCUUUAGCAGCCAGACUCGCCAAAAGGGGACUUUUAGAUAAGGAUAAACACGAAGGCAAUUCCAUAUAUCUAUUUGUUGUUAUGUUAAUUGCAGAGGAAGUAAUCGCAGAAAAUUACGAUAACGAAGGUAGUGCACCAGUUCCUGCUAGUCUUAAGGGCAUCAGCCCUGUUCCAGUUUUUGAGAAUGGUAUUCUCAUUCAUGAGAUUGCCGCCUGUCCAAAUCGCAGUAAUCCCUAUCAUGAAUGUAGUGUUCUCUGCUUUAACCGCUUCGGUCGUCGUACAUUUCGUUCCAAUAAUCCCAAUAUGAUUCGCCUUCGUGAUCGCAUGCUCCGCCGUUACCCUCUUCCUGCUAAUUGGAUAGAAGUUGGCGACCCUGUCUCUGGACGUUUCUACUAUUGGAACAUGAUGACUGAUGAUGUCUCUUGGUUGUCCCCAACUCAUCCUAGGGCUGUUAUUACAAAAUCUGCAAGCAUUCUAAAGGUACAGAUGUUAGCAGCUAAGACAGCAGCGGCAAAUAUAUCGGCGGCAAUUCUUGGGACGCCGGGUGCUUCAGAAGUUGAAAGUGAAGAAGGAGAAAGGAAUGAGCGAGAUCGAUCAAAGUCCCCCACAUCAACUUCUCGCCCACCGCUUUUGUCAAGUAUUAUGGCUCCACCCUCUGGACCUCCGCCUAGACUUGCUAGUUCUGUCAGACGACCUCCAAAGUUCGACAAACGAAGACGUGGAGAUGAUGAUCCUCUUGAUCCAAUGGAUCCAGCUUCCUACUCAGAUGUUCCUCGUGGAGGAUGGACUGAUGGUCUCGAAGGUGUAGAUUCAGCAAAGACCGGCGCCGAUACAACUGCUUCUGGACCGCUUUUUCAACAGAGACCCUACCCAUCGCCUGGAGAGAUUCUGCGAGCUAAUGCCAAACAGCAACAUCAGGAAUAA
Messenger RNA from Rodentolepis nana, 939 nucleotides. The record is from the annotation of a GenBank genome assembly. Lineage: Eukaryota; Metazoa; Platyhelminthes; Cestoda; Cyclophyllidea; Hymenolepididae.